This is a messenger RNA of Procambarus clarkii (red swamp crayfish), 5412 nucleotides long. The record is from RefSeq and is a predicted model, not a curated record. NCBI's taxonomy places the organism in Eukaryota, Metazoa, Arthropoda, Malacostraca, Decapoda, Cambaridae.
UCAGUCCUCCCCGUGCCUGGGCCGCGUUCAGGGUUCUCUUGUUAGCCUGUAGUUGAGAACGCACCUAUGUGCCGGUAACCAGCAGCCCUUUCAAGUUAUACUCUAGCUUCCCUUAACCUGUCGUAGGUCACUAAAGCGCCGUUCGCUUCAUUCACCAUUCAAACCCACGUAGAUGGGAGACACGAACCGGGGAACGAUUUAUUAUUAGUAUCGUCAGUUGAGGUGUUGAUGAUACACUAAUCCCCUCCUCCUGAUACCUUCCUUGUACACUCAGUUUCAAGGCCUCACGCCCUUGGAGGCGCUGCGUGAGAGGCAGAACUCACCUCAGCCACCUGUGGGAGGCGCUGUAGGACUGCACGCCGAUAUAAUGGAAACGUCCUUCAAGACCAGUAGGACUUUCCUCAUGUUUGUGGCUGUCAUCCUGGCUCUGGGCACAUCUGCGAACACCCAGGAAGCCGAUGGCAACUAUAAAGAGGUCGACUGGAAUCGCCUCGUUGACUUGGUCCAAGUAAAGAAGUUGUUUGUCGAGGAGAUGACGAAGUCCAUGAUCAACCUGAAGAAGCAAAGGGAUGCCCUUGGCUGUGGUCCAGCACGACACAAGAUGGAGCCAUCACUCUCCAGCAUCACUUCGAACCUUGUCACCGAGAUCACAGACGCGAUGGCGAUGCUGCAGAACGCCUCGAGGACCUUACUGGAGGAGAUGGGGAGAGAGACGUGUCCUAAGGAUCUUCACUCUCCGUGUCCAAGCCCCGAAGAUUGGCGGUGCAAGACAGGAGAGUGCAUCCCCAAGGCGAAACGCUGCGACACCUCCCAUGACUGUCUCGAUGGGUCAGACGAGACCCCCUCCUGUUCGGUGUUGCAGUGUGAGAGGAAAGGCAGCUUUAAGUGCGUCUUCAGUGACGUCUGUAUACCUGUAGAGGCCAGGUGUAACCUCGUCUGGGAGUGUCCUGACGGUAGCGACGAAAAGGGCUGUGAGAUCACCUGCACGCAAACUCAGUUCCUGUGCGGGAAGGACCGGAGGUGCAUGCCCCUGGGGUGGCGGUGUGACGGCCAGCAGGACUGUAGUGACGCCAGCGACGAGGCUGGGUGUGACCAGCCCACUCGGCCCCUGGAGGGAGAUAUGCCCCUGGUUCAUCAGCAUCGCUUCCCAGCCUCCCCGCUCUCAAUCCCACCCAUCGCCUCUGUGGUGCGCUCUAAGCAAAAUCCCUGUGGUUCAGGGCUGGUCUUCUGCAGCCCCGAUAACACCUGCCUCCCGAGGGCGUGGCUCUGUGAUGGCUCCCGGGACUGUUCCGACGGCAGUGACGAGGCCGACUGCCUUGAGGCAGCUAGACCACCAUCCUCCCCGCAGGAUUUUGCCCCUCCUGCGCCGCCUGCGCCGCCUGCGCCGCCUGCGCCACCCACCUCGUCACCUACAGCAGUGAACCCCUGUCGUUCAAAUCGCGUCUUCUGCAGCCGCGAUAACACCUGCCUUCCGAGGGCGUGGCUCUGUGAUGGCUCCCUGGACUGUUCCGACGGCAGUGACGAGGCCGACUGCCUUGAGGCAACAGGACCGCUAGCCUCGACGCCAGGUUCUGCCCCUCCUGCGCCACCUACAUCACCCACCUCGCCACCUACACCACCACCUCCAGCAGUGGAGAAUCCCUGUGGUUCAGGGCUGGUCUUCUGCAGCCCCGAUAACACCUGCCUCCCGAGGGCGUGGCUCUGUGAUGGCUCCCGGGACUGUUCCGACGGCAGUGACGAGGCCGACUGCCUUGGGGCAGCUGGACCGCUAGCCUCGGCGCCAGUUAUUUCCCCACCUACGCCACCUACGUUACCACCUACACAAGUGGGGACCUGUGAGGGACAGAUGUUCAGGUGUGUGACGACAAGCCGGUGCAUCCCGUCACAGUGGCUGUGUGACGGUGACAAGGACUGUGACGACUCCAGUGACGAAGUUAACUGCCCGCUACAAUUACCUUCAUCUCGGGAGGUUACAGCUCCACCUCCGGCCUCCGAAGUGGAGUGCGGGGCCAACAUGUUCCGCUGUGACAAUGGGGCGCAAUGUAUCUCCUCCUUGUGGAGGUGCGACAGGUACAAUGACUGCGCGGACGGCAGUGAUGAGAGUGACUGCGCCGACACCGUCGUCUUGUCGUCGACCACAGCAACCAUACAUGCAGGGGCCACACCUGUAGCGACACCUGCAGCGACACCUGCAACCACUGUAGAGAUUGACUGUCCAGAGGGGAUGUUUCAGUGUCGGGAUCCAGCCAGCUGUAUACCUUCAGACUGGAAAUGUGACGGUCAGAAUGACUGUGCAGCAGGAACUGAUGAACAGAACUGUAAUCAGUUUGUUUGUCCCGACGAUAAAUUCAAGUGCACUGGCCCUGACAUAUGCUUCCCAGUGUCUUGGCUUUGUGAUGGCAUCGUCGACUGUCUAGACAGCAGCGACGAGUCUUCGUGUCCCAGCACCGCGACGCCCUUCUCCGUCUCUCCAGCCACGCCGCCACCACCCACACCACCCACCUUACCCCAUACGAAAACAACUCGAUCCCCUUCAUUCAUUCCAACUCCUCCAACACCGCCAUCCACCUUUCCCCUCCCGCCAGCCCCUUUCCCAUUUCCUGCCGCGGGACCAACGUCAUUCGCCUCUCCUCACCAUUUUACCCCAUCGUCAACAACGCCUUCACCGUAUCGAAUGCAUGCACUUCCUCAAGCAUUACCAGUAACGUGGCCUAGUCCAUUCCAGUUCCUCCCUCAGAGUUUAACAGCGUCCUCAGCAACGCACCCGCCCCUCACUUUGACCGACAAUGCACUUGUAUACCCAACACCCUCCCUAACGGCAAGCUUUUUAACACUCAAUCCUCCUAAGGCGGAGUGUGCGGGCAACAUGUUCCAGUGUGUCAGUAGUGGCAGGUGUCUGUGGCCCAUAUUCAUCUGCGAUGGUUUCAACCACUGUGGGGAUGGUAGUGACGAGGAUAACUGUUCUCUGCCUACAGUGAGAGCCUGCACGGCCGACCAGCACCGGUGUGCGGACAGCGGCGCCUGCGUCAUGCGUUACUACGUCUGUGACGGCUUCUUCGACUGUGCUGACGACUCUGACGAGAAGGACUGUGAUAACAUCCCCCGCCAGCAGCUGCCCUCCACCGAGACACCCGCCGCCCACACCGCCGCCCACACCGCAGCCCACACCGCAGCCCACACCGCAGCCCACUCUACCACUAACCUGCCACAGUUCACCAUCAUUACCCAGAACGUUCCUGUGGCGGUCGGACCUUGCGUGCCAGAGCUGGGUCAGUUCCUGUGUGGGCGAGGCGACGCCUGUCUGGCCUCCUCGGUCGUGUGUGACGACCAACCAGACUGCAGCGACGGCUCCGACGAGGGACCCGCCUGCGGUGUCCAGUGCCCCAGCUCCACCUGCAGCCACGGCUGCUUCGUCACCCCCUCCGGCCACCAGUGCACCUGUCCAACCAAUUUCUUCCUCCUCGACGACGACGCUACGUGCAAAGAGGGGCCGCCUGAUGCUUUCCUGCUGCUGACGCUCGGCCGACGCCUGGAGGCGCGCUCUCUGGAUGGUACAAGGAGCUUUACCAUUGUGGCCAACAGAGAUGCUGAGAUGCGUGGGGUGUCGUACGAUCCUGUGGAGCAGUCGGCGUGUUGGAGCGAGGGGGAGGGAGGUACUGUGUAUUGCCAGCGCUUACGCGGCCAGGCUUCGCCCCGCCUCAUAGUGAAUGAACCGCUGGACAGGUAUGCGGGGGUGGCUGUCGACUGGAUGGGUAGGAACGUGUACGUGACUGACAGCGCCAACGGACGGGUGCGGGCGUGCAGCCUCUCGUCGACGCCCGCAUGCGCCACCAUCCUCUCCAACCUCAUCUUACCCAGGGCGAUUCAGCUCGACCUCAGUCAAAGGAUGAUGUACUGGAUCGGUGGGGAGAUGAGUCCUGUCAUAUACCGAGCGGGUAUGAAUGGCUCAGGUUUUGAGCAGGUGGUUCCCGGGUACGACUUCCCGGUUUCCAGGCCUUCCGCCUUGGCAGUCGACCUCCAGGGUCAUUACCUCUACUGGAUCGACAGCGACACUCAGGUUGAACGCCUCAGCUACGAUGGAGAAUAUUAUCCGGUAGGGGCGUCGCUGGAAAACGCGAGGAUCCAUGACAUGACACUGUGGCAAGAUAAACUCUACUGGACAGACAACCUCAGGCAACAGGUGAUGACGUGUAGCAAAAACAACUGCGGAGACGCUCAGCCUCUUCAAGCCUUCGCCGACCCCAUCAGUCCCAACUCCUGGAUCGCCCUUCACCACCCGGACAACUAUGGACAGGUGGUGAACCCUUGCGGCUACACCUCCUGCAGCCACCUGUGCCUCCUGUCCCCAGAAGCGGCCUUGGGUUUUGUCUGCGCUUGUCCCGAUCAUCUUGCACUCGGUGACGACUUCAUCACCUGCCGCUCCAACUCGAACUUCCAUGACACCUACUCGUUCCUGGGAUAACCUUCCCUGGGCCUCUCGGCUCCCAGGAAGUCAUUUCUCAAUCUCUCUGUCUCCACCAACGUGAUACAAUUCCACUGCUGGCUUUAAACCCGUGACACAUUACCUUUGGAACCCCCCCUCUCCCUGAUAUUGCAUUGCGUUCCUACUGCACUCAGAGAUCAAAACAGUCUUUGUAAGACCAACAGGUGACGACGACGACGACGGGUUUUGAAGAUCCUGAACCUUGAAGCUGGACAAGCGUGUGCGGCACACCCUUGUAUAACACCCGCCGCUACAAUAUGCUGACCUAUCAGAUGCACAGUGGCUUACAGAAGUUCAGAACUACAUUAUGAGCGCCGCGGUAAUAUGGCUUCAUAAAUUGCCCAGCUGUAUAAAACUGUAAGCGAUGUUUAUCGGCAUAAAACUACAAGAACUGCACAACGAAGUGACAUAAUUUAUUGCUGAUGCGCGUGUGUUGUGAGGUAAUUAUUGGGAGGAAGAGCAAAGCCAGUUCGACUACCUAGCCCUAGGAAGGGAUAGGAGGACAAGGAUCCGGGAUAGGGCGAAAGGAAUAGGCCAAACAACUUGGACCAUCGGAGAUAGAGCUUAGACCUGCAAGAUGCAAGGCCGCCGCUAUACCGAUCAAUCAAAGUGGUUUGCGCGGGUUGAACACAUUAAUGUUGCGUCACGAGUUCCGAUAUUAGUCCUUGGAAAAAAUAUUGAAUUUUUGCCUUUUCUUUGUUGUAUAUCGUGUUUUAGAUAUAUUGAGGAUAUAUUACGAACUUAUAUAUUUAGUUGUUCUUAAUCUUUUUCGGUAUAUUAAGUUGUUCAGUUUAGAUUUAUAUGGAUUUAUACACACACACACACACACAUAGGGGCCUGGUAGCCUGGUGGAUAGCGCGCAGGACUCGUAAUUCUGUGGCGCGGGUUCGAUUUCCGCACCAGGCAGAAACAAAUGGGCAAAGUUUCUU